This is a messenger RNA of Trematosphaeria pertusa, 1396 nucleotides long. RefSeq lists its product as uncharacterized. Lineage: Eukaryota; Fungi; Ascomycota; Dothideomycetes; Pleosporales; Trematosphaeriaceae. Gene Ontology annotation, cellular component: membrane. The coding region runs from base 212 to 1048 and encodes 278 amino acids. The transcript has 2 exons. The record is from RefSeq and is a predicted model, not a curated record.
UUAUGUUUCCUUCUAUCUGUAUCGAAUACAAUGCUCUAUCUUCCUCUAACGGCUUAUUCUGGUAGGGUUCGCGCAUGUAGAGUGCACUCUGCACCCCAUUGGUCACCCAUCCCGUGACGCCGUAACACAACAUGACGCGCGCCUAGCUCCUCUCUUCGCAGCUUGUUUCCUGCUGCAGACCCCUUCCAAAGAGCACGCUACUCCCUCCAGCAUGGGCUUGUUCGAAGACGCGCUGAGGACCCUAGACGACAUCAGCCACGAAGUCGGGAAGCACGCCAGCCACGCUGCAGCAGAUGUCGGCAAGGCUGUAAACGGCAUCGGGCAAGAGGUCAACAAGCACAUCGACCCUGCAACCUGGAGCACUCUCGCAAACUUCGGCGAAGAAGCUGGAAAGCACGUCGGCGCCACGGCGGACGACAUCUGGAAAGCGCUGCUCGGUGCGGGAGAGGAGAUGGGGGAAAAGGCUGGGCCUCUGGCGGACGAUGCUCGACACGCGCUUGCUGGCCUCGGACAAGAGGCUGGGAAGCACAUCGGGGGAGCGGUUGAGGAUGCAAAGAAGAUCGAGUGGGAGAAACUGCCAGCGGAGAUCAAGGAGUGGAUCGAGAAGCACCCUGGGGAAACCGCUGGUCUUGCUGCUGGUGUGCUCGCUGCUCCUUUAGCCAUGGCUGCAGUUCCUCCAGCUCUUGCGGCUGUUGGAUUCACUGCUGAAGGGGUGGCUCUUGGAUCCGCUGCGGCUGGGAUUCAGUCGGGCAUCGGAAACGUCGCUGUGAAUAGUCUCUUUGCUACGCUCAUGAGCGCUGGUCAGGGAGGCGCUGGUCUUGCGGCCGUCCAGGGAGUUGUUGGAGGCGUGGCUGGCGUGGCUGGCGUGGCUGGCGUUGGUGGUGCUGCGGUUCCAGUUCUGAUGGCGGCAGCGAGCGACCGUAAAAAGGAAGCGAAUGAAAGCGACAAUAUCAACGAGCAGAAAAGCGCGAUGGAUUUCAAAGAGGGUGGUGAUCCCGAUCAGGAAUACGCUGACAUCCAGCCUGGAGAUCUGACGGCGAAUCUUUAGACGACAAGGAGCAGAGCGCAAACUCGUAGGACACCCAACUAAUAUUUUUGCACGAUAUAUUUCUCCGGCUUCCCAGAAACCCUUCUGUUUCAUGUUCGCGCCUGCUCCAAGUGGUUCCGUGAGAUUGCGUCCUCCCUUCACCCCAUUGGUCGCUUUUCAUGGUUACACAGCAUAACGUGUUUGCCUUGUAGCUAUCAGCUCCUCAGCCUUGCUUCUCCCCUCCUCUCCACGCCACACCACACAACCUCACACAAGCCAUACGGGCGAUGAUGGCACUCAUCGGAAAUGCAUGGAAAGCACUCGACGGCUUCGGCCAAGAAGCCGGCAGGAACAUGAUGGGCGGCGCUG